Messenger RNA from Zeugodacus cucurbitae (melon fly), 1641 nucleotides. RefSeq names its product serine--tRNA synthetase-like protein Slimp (gene Slimp). NCBI's taxonomy places the organism in Eukaryota, Metazoa, Arthropoda, Insecta, Diptera, Tephritidae. Gene Ontology annotation, molecular function: tRNA binding; ATP binding; serine-tRNA ligase activity. The transcript has 2 exons. Gene Ontology annotation, biological process: seryl-tRNA aminoacylation. Gene Ontology annotation, cellular component: mitochondrion. The record is from RefSeq and is a predicted model, not a curated record. Bases 223 to 1629 code for a protein of 468 amino acids.
GUAGUUAUUCCACUAAAUAAUUCGACGAAUGUUUAAAGCCACAAUGUGCAAAUUGUGAUCUGGUAGCACGACACUUCUGAAUUGCAUAAACAAUAAUCAGCUGUUCCUAUUGCACCUCCAACAAACACGCGUAUUAAAAGUUACCGGCAUAAAAGAAAUAAUUAAAUAUUUGUGACACAAAAAUAAAUGUGAAUACUAUUUUAACACACAAACAAUACAACAAUGGUGCAUUUGUUUAAAUUUACAACAAAAUAUAUGUUAAAAACGGCACAACAGCUGCCAAUUAGGCGAAGCAUUUCUGCGCUGUACAUAACCGGUGACAAGGCGAAAAAGAAUUAUGCACCACUUCAGCCGUAUAUGGAUUUUGAGGGGACACUCAAUAAUCUAGCACCUUUAGAAGAGAGUAUAAAAGCGCGUAAAUUGCAGAUAAACCUGGAUGAAUUAAAAGCAAAAUAUGAGAAAUUUGAAAGUAUGAAAAAUGAAAUAAAGAAGGUGGAAGCAGAACGCGAAUCAGUGUCGAAAAAGCUAAAGGAGCUAAAGAAAUUUGACACUGCCGCAAAAGAGGAAAUCGAGCAAUUGAAGGACACAGGUGUGAAUUUGCGCAAUGCUUUAAAGUCACUCAAAACGGAGAACUAUCCAAUUGAAGAAGACUUUGUGCACUCAUAUCUUAAUUUACCGAAUCACUUGCAUCCACAAUGUCCACAAAACAAUGUUGAAAAGUUGAUCUACCGCAGUCCAACGCCACGUUGUGAAGAGCAGCGGCCCUCACAUAUGGCCAACAAGGAACUCAUACGUUUCUUCAACAAUGAUCGCUACUACCUAUUCGGCACACCUGCUGAAUUCGAUGUAUUUAGUAUGCAAGCGCUGACUAAUUAUUAUGUGACAAAAGGUGGUUUUCUACAAAUGGCUAACCCGGACUUUGCACGUCUGGUGCUUCUAGAAGCGAGCGCCACACCAUUGGAAAAAUAUCACUUGGUGAAAGAAGAGGAACUAAUCAGCGAGGUGAACCGUGCAUAUUUAACCGGCGGUGCAACAUUUGAAGCUUUCCUUGGUGCUUUUGCGCGUCUGGUCGUCUUUCCCAAAGCAUUACCAAUACCUAUGGUGGCAGCGGGUAGAAGUUAUGUGAAAGUAGCAAAUGAAGAAAGACAAAGUGCAAAUCUCUUCACUGCCACACAAACAAAUGCUGUGCAAACAUUUGUUGCCACCAAAACUGCAGACGAGGCACAGGAGCAAAUGGAUAAGAUCCUAAACUUAGCUGUAGAUUUCUACAAAGAAUUGGAUGUGCAUUUUCGUGUAAUCUAUGAAGACGCGAGUGCGCUAACCAAUGCUGAAUGCCUGCGUGCGAGUAUUGAAAUGUAUUCACCGGCAGAACAACGCUACAUAUCUGUGGGAAAUGUCAGCAAUUAUGGUGAUUUUGUAUCGAAACGCAUAAUGUUUUGUAUACGUGAACAGAGUGGUUACGCCUUUCCGCAUUUAGUGGGCGGCAAUGUGCUGCACGUGACGCGUCUAAUUGCAUUGCUUUUGGAAAAUGGUGUGAACCUCGAAGAGUGUAAGCUGCUUGGAGAUCUGGAUAGUGAAGUGAAGGCUGCAAAUGCCGCUGUGAAUGAGUUCAAGGAUUUAUUUAAAUAGUAAAUUGUUGUG